AUGUCGCUGGCGGGCAGCACUCACGGGCUUAUGUCAAUGAGCGCUGCAUACUGUGACACCUGUCGUGUGGGAGAGGUCUGUCAGCACUGGACCCUCCUGUUCUCACCUAAGCGCCCUGUUCCGAAUGAGGAACCCGCGAACUGCGAGGAGCCAUCCAGCGCCGUGGCCCAUGUCCUAAGCCUGUUCAAAACCGCUAUGCAGCACUCUCCACUGACAUCCCAGCCCCCUCAGCAGAACCUCUGCAGCAAACUCUACUGCUGUCCGUGGAUCCAGGUCCACUGCGAGAAAAACGCUCCUAAAGGAAGCCGUCCUCAGACGAAAGAGUGGUCAUUCCCCUCUCCUGACCCAGUGCAUCACCACCGCUUACCUUCACCGGGUCAGCAGCAGCGACCCGAGCCUGCUCCUCCACGCCGCUCCAGCGUCCCCGAGCACACAACGUGGGUUGCCCGGAGCUGGGAAAUCAACACCCCCGCUCCUCUCCAUGUGUUCAGCAGCGCCCUGGUUCGGACUCAUCCCCCCACCUGGAUGCCCCGCUGGUUCCGGCCUCUGGGACACCGAGCGCCCUCUCCGCGGCUACGUCCACACUCUUCGCCCCGACUACUUUGA
Molecule: messenger RNA, 606 nt
Organism: Knipowitschia caucasica
Lineage: Eukaryota; Metazoa; Chordata; Actinopteri; Gobiiformes; Gobiidae
Source: the annotation of a GenBank genome assembly